GUCACCUGGUAUAGAUGUAAGCGUCCUACUGAAUCUCGAACGCCUUCACAACUCAUUUACGCAUAUGUACUUUUACAUAUAUAAAAGCGCCACUUCAGAGUCAAUUUAUCGGUUGCGUUAGAACUCAACGUCAAACCGAGCACGUCUACCAUCGGAUACACACGAUGGAGGUGAACGUUAUCUAUUUAACGAUAAUGGUCGUGAUUCUGAUACUAAUCUUCCGCUGGCUAACCAAGAACCACGAUUAUUUUCACGAGAAGCCAAUCCCUUCGUUGGGUGCGUGGCCCGUGUUCGGCAGCACCGGUGAUGUUAUGCUAUAUAGGUGCACCUUUACCGACUACGUCAAGCAGGUCUACGACAAAUUUGCGAGUGUGAAAGUAUUCGGCCUGUUCGACACCAACACUCGAGUAUUCGUCAUCCGAGAUCCGGAACUCAUAAAACAGAUUGCGGUGAAGGAUUUCGAUCACUUUGUCGAUCGACGGCCAGUUUUCGGUAAAAGCACCGGCGACAACCCGAAUGUGCUUUUUAACAAAGCAAUAGUAAUGAUGACCGGUCGAAAGUGGCGGGAUAUGAGGGCUACUCUAAGUCCGGCUUUCACCGGAAGCAAGAUGCGGGCGAUGUUCGGUCUGAUAACGGAGUACAGUGACCGGAUGAUUCAGAUUCUGCGAACGGAGGCCGACAACGGUAGAGGGUACGUUGAGUACGAUAUGAAAAAUUUGUUCUCGCGGAUUUCAACCGACAUUAUUGCAACUUGUGCUUUCGGGAUAGAGGUGGAAUCAGUGAAGGAUACCGGGAACGAAUUUUAUGUAAUGGGUAAGGCGAUGCUAAAUUUUCUCAGAACGUCGGUGAUGUUGCGGAUGCUGGGAUAUACGUUGUUUCCUGGCGUAAUGCAAACGUUAGGGAUCGAUGUUAUUGAUAGGCAGCAAAUACGUUACUUUUCGAAUAUGGUUAGAGAAACGGUGAAAAAUCGAGAAGUUCAUGGCAUUGUUCGACCGGACAUGAUUCAUUUAUUAAUGCUAGAGAAGAAAGGUGCUCUAAAGUACCAACAGGAAACGGUAAAAACGGUUGAAGGGUUUGCAACGGUGGAAGAAUCUAGUGUCGGAAGAGCAUCUGUCACUAAAACUCUGACGAAUGCAGAAAUCACAGCACAGUGUAUGAUAUUCUUUCUGGCUGGAUUUGAGGCCAUAUCUUCGGCAAUGGUCUUCAUGGCGUAUCAGCUGGCGUUGAGCUCUACAAUUCAACUGAAUCUUUACGAAGAGAUUCUAGAAACAAACAAACGAUUGAAUGGGCAGGCAUUGUCGUACGACAUUCUACAGGCGAUGAAAUACAUGGAUAUGGUUGUAUCGGAGACACUUCGACUGUGGACCAACCCGAUGUCGGAUCGUUUGUGUGUUAAAGACUACCACCUGGACGAUGGCCAGGGUCUUAGGUUCACGAUCGACAAAGGCACCUGCGUGUGGUUUCCGAUAUACGGCAUUCACCACGAUCCGAAGUACUAUCCAAACCCAGAGAAGUUCGACCCGGAGCGAUUUAAUGAUGCGAAUCGAGCAAACAUCAAUAUGUCCACAUAUUUGCCUUUCGGAAUUGGGCCACGUAACUGUAUCGGUUCGAGGUUUGCACUGAUGGAAAUAAAAGCAAUUAUGUAUCAGUUGUUGCUGAAUUUCAGCAUUGAGCGAACGGAACAAACUCAGGUGCCACUCCAAAUCGGGAAAGGGCUCCUUCCUUCGAUUACUACGCAUUUAAGGCUUAGGUUGAGAUUGUAAGAAUAUCCGAACAUUGAUUCAAGUUGAAGGUGGUAAUUCGCCAACAUGUUUGCUGUUCGUGAGCACAAAAUCAAGUAUAGGUAAGAACAGUUCAUUAGAGCUUCUUUCGAAGUGAACAUUGUGUCUUGUUUUCAGAAGCACUUGAUACUAAUACAUAAUAACCCGUCAAAGUAACGCUGAAGAGAAAUUCUAGUGACAAGGAUAUCUUUAACGGGUAAUGUGUUUCUGUGGAAAAAAAUAAAUCAAUACAGCCCUGCUAUUAGGCCGGAUAGACAGCAAGAUAUGUUAAGAUAGAUAUAGCCUCGUGUAUUCUUAUUAUUAAUAAGCCCAUUAAAACACCUAAUAUAAAAUUGCUUUGUACUCGUAAUCACUCAAAAUACGGAGCCUUCUCUGUUUAGUCCCUGUACCAUACUCGAAACCAAUCCAAUGGAUUAGUUAUGGAACUAAGCAAGCACCGGAUUGACGCUAGCUGCAAAAAACAGAGACACA
Molecule: messenger RNA, 2252 nt
Organism: Topomyia yanbarensis
Lineage: Eukaryota; Metazoa; Arthropoda; Insecta; Diptera; Culicidae
Product: probable cytochrome P450 9f2
Exons: 2
Coding region: 165-1763 (532 amino acids)
Molecular function (GO): monooxygenase activity; heme binding; oxidoreductase activity, acting on paired donors, with incorporation or reduction of molecular oxygen
Source: RefSeq, a predicted model, not a curated record